This is a messenger RNA of Phytophthora sojae, 2364 nucleotides long. RefSeq lists its product as hypothetical. Bases 21 to 1772 code for a protein of 583 amino acids. Gene Ontology annotation, cellular component: membrane. Gene Ontology annotation, molecular function: transporter activity. The transcript has a single exon. The record is from RefSeq and is a predicted model, not a curated record. Lineage: Eukaryota; Oomycota; Peronosporomycetes; Peronosporales; Peronosporaceae.
GCGAGAAGGUGGCGGGCUGGAUGAGCUACCUGCAGGGCAGCGUCCCCAUGGGCGUCAUGCUCGGCUACUUCGCCGGCACGGUCAGCAACUGGCUCGUGCCCGAGAGCUUCUCGCUCAUCCAGACGUGGCGCUGGCCCUUCCUGCUGCAGUUCCUGGCGCUGCUGCCCAUCAACGUCGCCAUCUUCUUCGUGCCCAAGAAGCACCUCCUUAUCCGCAGUGACGGCGACCGCGACGCCGUGGCCAGCGGCGGAACCGACAGCGCCAGCGCCAGCUCCUCCUCGGACGGCGGCGGCGUGGACCCGGAUAGUCAGUGCGUGGACGCGCCCGAGGAAGCAGCGACAGCCAAGGUGGAGGAGGAAGAGGACAAAGAGGAGCUGGAGCAGGACGAAACCGGCGACGCCGACACCGUGCCGCACUACGAGCACCACACCGAGCUGGAGCCGCUCAACAGCAGUCGCGGCGGCGGCUUCCUGAGCGCGCGCGGCCGCUCCGCCUUCGGGUUGCACAGCUUCUUGGACGACACGGUGGCCGGCACGCCCAUGAGCACCAGGUCCACGACGUACCACGACGAAGAAGACGCGCUCCUCGCCAGCGCGAGCAUGUACGGCGUCAGCAACCAGCGCAGCUUCCGUCAGCUGCACCAGAACCAGCAGCAGUAUCACUUCGGCCACUACGAGGAGGACGUGGGUUCGGCAUCGCUUCGGCGCAGCAUGAUCCGACCCCCGAGCCUGCGUGGAGGGAUGCAGGGAACUCUGUUGGACGCUGCUGCGAGUGAGCUGGAGAACGGAGACAGCACUGCCAGCGCUCCGCCGGCGAUCUCGACGUCGCCCAUCAACAGCAAAGCUGGAGUAGCCCCAACAGCGCAGCAGCGGACGUCGCCGCUGUCCAAGAACGGCGCCCACCUUUCGUCCACGUACGGCGCUUUGGACACAGCGAUCACUCCGAUGAGAUCCCCCAGAAUGUCGCCCCGCAUGAGUAUGCUGGAGGCCUCUAUUCUGGAGGAGGAGUUCAUGGAAGUCUACGAGCAGGGCGCGUUCUCGGAGGGAGUGUACGAGCUGCUGCACAUCCCUGUCUUCUGUUUGAUCGUGUUUGGGCUCACGACCGUGUACUUCGUCGUCACGGGCGUGCAGUACUGGAGCACCAUCUUCAUGAUAAAGUCGCUGUAUGCGUCCAAGUACCUGGUCAACGGUCUGUUCGUCGUCGUAUCUGGAACAGGACCGAUUCUAGGCGUGUUCUUCGGUGGCUGGAUCAUCGACAGAUAUGGAGGAUACAUCGGCGUGGAGCAGCGUGCCAAGGCUUUGGGAAUCUGCAUGAUCCUGGGACUGACAGCGUUUUCGAUCUCGGCGGUGACGACGUUCUUCGACGACGUUUACAUCACUGCGGGGUUCCUGUGGCUGCUGCUCUUCUUCGGCGGCGCCAUCCUGCCGGCUUGCACGGGCAUCUUCAUCUCGGUCGUGCCAGCUGAGCACCGCGCGCUCGCCUCGUCGUUCUCCGUGAUGGUGUUCAACCUCUUCGGGUAUGCGCUGUCGCCCUACCUCACGGGUCUCAUCAUGGAGUGGGUCAUCUCACAGCAGGGUCAGCCAAACAGCUACUUCCAGUACUGCGACGAGGCCUGCGCCUACCGGAUCGGCUUCCGCUUCUGUCUCUGCUGGUCCGUGUGGUCCGUCCUCUGCAUCGGUUCGGCGUGGCACAUCGCGUCUCGGCAGGCGGAGGAGGCUCGUCAAGUCCAGCAAUUUUACGCUGCUCAGCGUCCAGCGGUAGCAGAGUGCUAAGCAGCGAGGCCGUUUAGGAUAGGAGGCAAGCUUGGGCGGGGCACGGAGUGCGCGAGCUUGCAUGCACAUACUACAAUUUAACAGCCAGUAGCGAGAGUAGCGGCAAGAAUGACAAGCAGAAACUAUGUAAAAAGACGUUUUCAAAACAUUAUUUACUUACUCGGUUGCCGUCCUCACAUUACAUGCCCGUACCAAUGCGGUCGACAGUGAGCGAGUGGAACUUCUCCAACGCAUCACACCAGCCCUGGAUGGACGUUUGGAACUUCUCUUCAGGCUUGCGAUCCAGCAGCACCAGCGUGUGAUGAACCUGGUCAAUACGCGCUUCAAUCUUCUUGUCCAGCACCAGCGAAGACAGCAAGGAUUCGACCUCCUCCAGCGGGAUGCCGUUCAGCUCGCGCGCGAUAUACUGCGUGUCCAUGGUCCUGUAUGGCUUGACGAUCUUGAGCAGCACCUUGCUGCGGAUUGUCCGCAGCAGACUGUCGAUGUAGUGCUUGAUGAAGGGGUCGUCCAUGAUGGCCUCCUGGUUCCGGUUCAGCACCUGCUCGAAAGUCUUGAUCUCGUCGUGCAGGAACGCGUCCGUGAGCUUCGUCAU